Messenger RNA from Neodiprion fabricii, 3038 nucleotides. Its product is annotated as solute carrier family 41 member 1-like. The transcript is spliced from 9 exons. Lineage: Eukaryota; Metazoa; Arthropoda; Insecta; Hymenoptera; Diprionidae. Gene Ontology annotation, biological process: monoatomic cation transport. Gene Ontology annotation, molecular function: monoatomic cation transmembrane transporter activity. Gene Ontology annotation, cellular component: plasma membrane. The coding region runs from base 553 to 2265 and encodes 570 amino acids. The record is from RefSeq and is a predicted model, not a curated record.
UUGCAGUGAGACCGUCGACAGGCGGAACUUUGCAACGAGUUAUCAGUGAAACGUUGUCGCUCGCGGUGGUCGGUCGGCGUUGGAGAAACGGUGCUGCUUAAAAAUAUCUCAGACCAGUUGAAAGUGUUGAACAGUCGUUUAUUAAAGCAGUUUUUGUCGAACCGGUUUUCUCGAUUUCCUCAUUCGCCAACGUUUUCGGCAUCAGUAUUUUUUUUUUCCUUACGGUUUUCAACAGUUGACAAAAAAAUCCAUAAUUGAAAAUCUACGAUUUUCUUUGUUAAAUUGUCGCCCGAUAUUGUUCGAAUUAAUUUUUCAUCAUUGAGUGACUCGGAAGUCCGGUCGGUAGCCUGGGAAGAGUGAGGGGGAAAAAGAUCUCGUCUUCGAAUCAAUAGAACACGCUGGCUCUAACUUUUUCCAACGGAUUCUCACCAUUGUGGUGGCAGAACUCUUACGGCUUGGCGGCGUCCGGAAUAUCAAAAAAACCUCUGCAGUGGCUUUGGUCAACUGGUAUAAGAUACUCAACACACGACUCGCUGCAAUACACAUUCCGAUAUGGUUGCUUUCCCGGAUCCGGAGGACAGACCAAAACUGUUGAGCAUUACAGAUUUGGCCAGUCAAAACCAGAAAUCGAACAAGAGCCCGGCUGACGCUCAUCCCGACCCAGCACCCAAACAGGAAAAUCACGCGAAGAUAAACAACGAUCACUCGUUUACCGUCGGUGACAAUAAAGCUGAUCUCACCCUCGACGUCGGUAAAUUCUCCAAAAAUGACUACAUCGAAAUCUCGAAUCUUAACGCUGACGAAGUCACUGCCAAAAAAAUAGCAGCAUCACUGAAGCUCCCCUUUGGAGCUUAUUCCGAAAAGAAUGGUCUGCCACCUCCGAGUCCAGGAGGCGGAUCGCUGUCCAGCAGCAGUUCCAUCGUCACGAUCACCUCGAUCACAAACUCCGACCCAGAUCCUGACUUUCCCGUUGGAUCGCCAGGCUCUGGAGAUAAGCGGAAAAUUGUCAAGGCCGAAAAGUGGUACACGACAACGGUACAGAUUUCCGUACCGUUUUUCAUCGCUGGAAUUGGCACCAUCGGGGCUGGAUUGGUUCUGUCGAAUGUGCAGAAUUGGCCGGUGUUCGUGGCCGUCAGUGAGCUCUUCAUCCUUGUACCAGCUCUACUGGGUCUCAAAGGAAAUCUCGACAUGUGUUUAGCCUCACGACUGAGCACACAGGCAAAUAUCGGCAACAUGACAAGCUUCCGAGAGAUCAUGAAGAUGAUAAUUGGCAACGUGGUUCUCGUUCAAAUUCAGGCUUCAGUAGCGGCUAUUCUUGUAUCUAUUUUCGCCCUCUCCGUGGGGGCGGUGAUGCAGGGACAGUUCGUUUGGAACCACGCUCUUCUGUUGACCACUUCUAGCAUUUGUACUGCGACCAGCUCAUGCUUUGUCUUAGAUUUCGUAAUGAUCGCUGUAAUUAUGGUAUCGCAUCGGUGUAAAAUGAACCCCGACAAUCUUGCUACACCGCUCGCUGCAUCCAUUGGUGACGUAGUCUCCAUCACCGUUUUAGCGACUGUUGCAUCCGCACUCUUUAAAAUACUGGAUAAUCAGAUAUGGAUUCUCUACCUCAUCCUGGGUGGUUAUAUUUGCCUUUUGCCUCUAUGGAUAUGCAUAGUUCUGAAAAACAAAUAUACCAGAAACGUUCUGAAAACGGGUUGGACGCCGGUUUUGUCAGCGUUGUUCAUUAGCGGGCUUGGCGGAUUAGUCCUUGACCAAGCGGUCGACGUCUUCGACGGCUUCGUCAUAUUUCAACCAAUAAUAAACGGAAUUGGUGGCAAUCUAGUCUCGGUGCAGGCAUCCAGAAUCUCAACACUAUUGCACCAAACCUCAAUCAUGGGAAUUUUGCCACCCCACGCAAAGAUCUUCGUUUCUCCGUGGGCAGCGCUUUUCAAAGGAGUACCUUACGCCAAAACAGCACGAAUUCUGAUGGGUAUGGCAAUACCUGGUCAACUGGUCUUCAUCUUCACUGCAGACUACAUUCAAUGGGGCUACUCGACGCUGCAGAUCUAUUUCAUACUAUCCUACUUGACUGCCGCGUUAUUGCAGAUAAUGCUCUUGCUCUAUAUCGCUCACAUAAUCAUCCACGCGAUGUGGCGGUACAAAAUUGACCCGGACAAUUCUGCAAUCCCGUACUUGACAUCGCUCGGUGAUCUUACCGGAUCGUUGUUGCUGGCUGGUGCUUUCAAGAUGCUGCAGUCUAUCGGGUACGAAUACGGUGACUAUUGAAGUGUAUACAUCUAAUAUUACCGGAGAGAAACCAUUAAGGCGAACGAUGUGAGAUCGUCACAGGCCUGGAGCUUUGACUCAUGGAUGACAAAAUUUUAUCAUCGAUGGUGACGGUCGACCAUUAGACUGCAAGAACAAAAACGUAAAUUUGGUAUAGACAUCAUCGGAAGUGAUAAGUUUCAGAAGUAUAUUGAUUGCAAACCAUGAAAAAAACCAGCGACAGAUCAUGGCCUCAUAUUCGCGCGCAAGAAUCGGCGAAAUAUAUAUCUCAAAUCAAGCACAAGAUUCAAAUGAAUUGAAUUUCGUUUUAUCCUAAAGCAGAUUAUUGGCGGUCUUUAGAUAUUACCCGGUCACAAUAUGAUUUCAAUGAUUCAUUGCCAGUGAAUAGAAUUGGUUUGAGAAUGAAUGAAUAUGUGAACUUUUAAUGCCUGUCAUAUUCACCGCAGUCAUUUGGGCGUGAACUAACGUGUAACUUCAGUCAAAUUCAUUAUGUAUAUACCUACACACGAACUUAUUGACCUACAUCCAAACAAAUCAAUUGCCAUAAAGCAAUCAUACGUAAAUGUAUCACACGAAGUACUUCGUACAGAAUGGUAUUUGUACCUCCGACUCUAUUUACGUAAUAAGAAGAUGCGGUAAAAUGCAAGAAAGAAAACCGUGAAGUGCAAAAAAAAAAAAGAAGCUCAGUGACUUAGGUUAUAUGGAUCUACUGUAAUUGAAUGUAUGAACAAAUAUUAAUCCUCGCUAUGGCUCGGGGAUGUUUUAAAGCACAC